UUCUUGGGCAAAACCUGGAAAAUUUUACAAAUUUGGUCAAUCGGCCAUCAAUUUGUUGAAUAUCUCGAUAAGUUGGCAAAGCCAAUUUUAGUGAUUUUACAGACAGCACAGAGACAAAUCUCUGACUAUCCAGACAAGUUUCUGUCCUGAAAUGGUGGCUUGAUUAGCGGAUAAACACGCCACGAAUCUGAAUUUCACAUCGAAAAUCGGUCAACAAAAACAAAAAGAUGAACACGGGGAAUUCUAAACCAAAAAGGAAUAAUCAAAGGACCACAAGAGGUGGCAAGAUGAGAGGAAAUGUGGAUAAAGGAAUAUUUACAGAGGGAGUGUAUAACAAUCCAAGGCUAACACACUCAGCUAGUGCCCUAAUUGGAUGCAAUGUCCAAGUACAAGUGAAAAAUGGAACAGUUUAUGAAGGAAUAUUCAGAACAUUCUCACCAAAGAUGGAAGUGGUCCUAGAAAUGGCACACGUAGUAGAGGCGGGACAAACAUUAAAUUCUGUACCCCCACAAGAACGCAUCGUUGAAAAAGUGAUAUUCAAUCUUCAUGACAUCACAAUGCUUACUGCCCUGAAUGUCGAUCUCGAUUAUGCAAUAAAAGAUACCUUCACAGACACCGCUAUAUCUGGCAAACAUAAUCUCAAUGGAGAACUAGAGAAGGAGCUGCAGCCAUGGGAGGCAGAUGCAGGUGGCAUGGAACUAGAUCUAGAAGAUGGGAGGUCAUCGGGCCAGAAUGGCUGGGACCCUAAUGAAAUGUUCAGAGUAAAUAAUGAAAAAUUUCAAGUGGAAUCGUCAUAUGAUUCAUCACUAGCGCAAUACACUACUCCGCUUGACAGAAAAAAUACAGCAGAAUACAAAGAAAGAGAGCGGAAUGCUGCCAGGCUCGCUGCUGAAAUCGAACGGGAUGAAUCGUCAAAGCAUCGAUUAAAUUUAGAAAAUGGUGACGAAGAAAUGUUAUAUAGUGCUGUCAUCCGUGACGGAGAAAAUACAGAGGGAGGUGCUCCUACAGGGGGCGCUGUUAUAGAGGGAAAAUACGUACCUCCCCAUUUACGAAAAUCAGUGGCUCAUGGUCGCGCUAUUCCACGUGUGCCAGGGUCAGGCUCUACCCCGUCCCCACCCCAGGGAUCUCCAAAUAAACCACUUGUAGAUACAAGAAAGCAAAUCAAUGGAGGAGUUGAUUCAAAUAUUGAAGAAAAACUAGGCAAUAGUCCAGAGAAAGUAGCUGCUGCAGCCGCUAACAGUGAUUUAAAAAAUGAAGAUAAAAGACCUAAUAAUAAAGACACAAGUCCAGAUAUAAAUAAAAAAGCCCGAAACCAGCAGAUCCAGGAGUUGAGAAGUUUCCAGGAGACCUUUAAAUUAUCAGAUACAAAAUCUGAGAGAGAAAAAAAGACAAAAGAAAAAGAAACUCCUCUAAAAGAAGACCCUCAAAUUCAACAGCAACAACAGCAGCAGCAGCAACAAUUACAACAAGACCAUACAGAACAGCCACAACAAGCACAGCAACAAUACAUAGAACAGCAACAACAACAGACACAACAGUCUCACACUGGAGAAGAGCUAAGACAAGAAGACACCCAAAGACAACAAGAUUCAGAAAAGACUGAAGAAGUAGAGUCUGUGAAACACUCAACCCUAAAUCCAAAUGCAAAGGAAUUUGUCUUCAACCCCACGGCCAAACCAUUCAUACCAAAACAAGAGUAUAAUCCUGUUCCCACACCCCCAAGGCCACAGACACAGAGCCCAGUUAUACAACCCCAGCCACAGUUCCCUACUAUGCCAUAUCAACCGAUGAACAUGAACUACAUUAUUCAGCCCCAGCAACAGCCUCAGCAGCAGCGCUUCCCCAGACCUGGAAAAACUGCUGUGGUUUCAGUGAAUCCGACAUCCAACUUUAGUCAGAAUCCUGCUAAUGUGACGGGGCAACCUAUUGUGUUGGGUAACCCUGUACAAGGACAGCCCCAGGGUGUUCCAACAAUUCUAUAUAACAUGGGCAGUAACGUGAGGAUGCCUCUGGCAGCACAACUCAUGCCUCAGUUUGUCCAACAACAGCAACAGCAGCAACAACAGCAACAGCAGCAGAGUAAUGGAGAAUCCCAACAAACACAACAGCAGCAACAGCAGUCACAGCAGCAACAGAUACAACAGACACAGCAACAACCUACCCAGUAUUACAUCCCACAGGGUGGAAUACCAACACACGUGCAGAUGCACCCACAGCCAGCACACUUGCCUAACCCCCAGGGGAGCCAACAUCAGCAGGGGGCUCAACACAUCCCUGGCCAGCCUCCCCACCCCUCCCCCAGCCCUGUACAUGUCCAGCCCCAGGGUCCACCGCCCCAAUCGGGCACUCCCCAGUUGAUGUAUCAACCCGGCCCACCUCAACAACAGCAUAUACCCCAACAACACCAACAGCACCCCACUCAACACAUCCCUAACCCUCAGGCUCACCCCCAGGCACCAUCAUUACAACCCAGCCCCAACACGCCGACGUCACCACACUCAAUCCACAACAGCCAGGGUUAUAAUUUUGCGACGUACCAACAACAACCUCCCCAACAACAGAUGGCACCACAGAUGACAAUGGCCCAUACGGGGCACACUAAUCCCCAGCAGACGUCAACGCCACAUGCGCAAACUCCGCAAAUCGUGAUGAUGCCCCCCACUCCCCAACAAUUGCAACAACCGACCCCCCAGCAACAUCAACCACCCCCACAACCCGCACAUCAGUUUAACCCCCAACAGGUCAACAUGCAAGGACAUAGUCAAGCAACAAUGGCCCCACCCACACAGCAUACUAUGGUUGCCCAUCCCCAGGGCAUUAUGACGUCAACUGCGUCAAAUGUUCACCCCCAGAUGCAUUACUCCAUUCACCAACAAGUUCACACACAGGCACCUCAACAGAUGGCUCCACAGCAGUAUCAACACAAUCAAUGAAUCUAGUCUAGUCUAGCUACAUAUUAGAUAUACCUGCACAAGCUGAUGAUUGGCCACUCCAGUACAUUGAUAUUUGAGGAAACCUAGAAACUGUUAAAAAUAAAAGUUGAAUUGUUUUACUGUGAACAGAAACACUAUGAAUCAAACAAGAGGAUUAAGAAACUGUCAAGAGGAUCAAGAAACUGUCAAGAGGAUUAAGAAACUG
Owenia fusiformis is the source of this 3138-nucleotide messenger RNA. Lineage: Eukaryota; Metazoa; Annelida; Polychaeta; Sabellida; Oweniidae. The record is from the annotation of a GenBank genome assembly.